UUUUUUCUUCGUAUACAUAUAGGAAGAUUUAUGUGUCAAAUGUAAGCAGGGAGACUUUUGUCGUUCCACAGAAUUGUAUUUCGUGUGUCCAGCCUGUAAUCAGGAACUUGGUGCAAUUAUAGUCGACGAGUCCGAGACCAGUGACGCUGAAAGACAUAAAGAAAGAACGAAAGAUGCCAGGCACCCUGACGUAUCCGAUCUACGCUGGCGUCGAUUCACUCCCGUCGAGAAGACGCGCCCACACGUGGUCCACACAGCACCGUUCCGCAUCACGUGUGAUGGAAGUCAACGCGCAACUUGGUCGAGUGUCUUUGUCGGAGCCCGCGAGAGACGAAACGAGCAAGUUGAGAUUAAAAGUAAUCGCUGGGCACCAUUUAGCUAAGAAAGAUAUCUUUGGUGCGAGCGAUCCCUAUGUACGCGUGGACUUGAACACAAUACAUGGCGAUCAGACGGUGGACUCUGCGCUUACAAGAACCAAGAAGAAGACACUGAAUCCUGUCUGGGAGGAGGAAUUUGUAUUUAGGGUGAAACCAGUAGAACACAAAUUGGUCUUGCAAGUUUUCGACGAGAAUAGAUUGACAAGGGAUGAUUUUCUUGGUAUGGUUGAGUUAACAUUGAUUAAUUUGCCAAAGGAACAAGAAGGUCGCGCUAUUCCUGCUAGGAAUUAUGUACUUCGUCCACGUAGUAAUCAUUCCAGUCAGCGAUCACGAGUUAAGGGAACGUUGGAACUGUAUCAUGCAUACGUUUCCGACUCAUCCAGUAUUGAAAAUGACAAUGGAGACGUAUCCGAUUCAGGCGGAUGGGAAUUAGUACAGCCAGAGAGUAACAGUCCAGUAGAACAAAGUGCAGAUAUUACGAUGGUUAAUAGGCCAUUGCCACAAGGAUGGGAAGAAAGACAGGACGCCAAUGGUCGUACAUACUAUGUUAAUCAUAUAGCGCGUUUCACACAAUGGGAACGACCAGAACCAGAUACAACAGCGACGAGCGGAAUUGUUGAGCAACGUAAUUUGGAUACAGCGGCUACCGAAUUUCAACGACGGUUUCAUAUUAGUGCUGAUGAUGAAGGUAGACAUAGGAACUCGGUAGUAACGCAGGAUGGUGAAGUUCUACGCGAGGACGAUGAAGAUUCGGAAGCAAGAGAUUGUGAGGGUGGGGAUCAUAGGGGAGGGGGUAUUGGGGAUACUUCUUCAGACUCCGGACGUUCUGUCGAUCAACGUGGCUACCUUAGCGAAUCUGAAGAACAGACUGAUGAUAUCGACAGUCCGGCUGGUUCGAGACGUUCAUCGGAGCAGAUUGACAUUCCUAAACCUACUCUUCCCGUAUCUAAUGAUGAAGGAUUGCCACCUGGUUGGGGCAUGCAAGUAGCACCUAAUGGUAGAAUAUUUUUUAUUGAUCACAAUGAGAGGGCAACAACCUGGAUUGAUCCUAGAACGGGAAGACCAAGUUCUAUUCCUAAUCACAUUGCACCAUCAACAACAUCAAGACCUGAUUUAGAUCAAUUAGGACCGCUUCCAGAAGGGUGGGAGGAAAGAGUACACACGGAUGGACGAAUCUUCUUUAUAGACCACAAUACAAGAACAACGCAAUGGGAAGAUCCACGCAUGUCUAAUCCCCAAAUUGCUGGCCCGGCUGUACCAUACUCAAGAGAUUACAAGCGUAAAUAUGAAUAUCUGAAAUCACAAUUGAGAAAGCCUAAUAAUGUUCCUAAUAAGUUUGAGAUAAAAGUUGGACGGAACAAUAUUUUGGAAGAUUCGUACCGUAUUAUAAGCUCCGUUAACAGAGUUGAUAUUCUAAAAACAAAAUUAUGGGUAGAAUUUGAAGGAGAAGUAGGCUUAGAUUAUGGUGGCCUUGCAAGAGAAUGGUUCUUCUUAUUGUCUAAGGAAAUGUUUAAUCCAUACUAUGGACUCUUUGAGUAUUCUGCAACCGAUAAUUAUACACUGCAAAUUAAUCCUUGUUCUGGAGUAUGUAAUGAAGAGCAUUUGAAUUACUUUAAAUUUAUUGGACGUAUAGCAGGAAUGGCUGUUUAUCACGGCAAGCUAUUGGAUGCUUUCUUUAUUCGGCCGUUUUAUAAAAUGAUGUUGGGUAAACCAAUUGAUCUGAAGGACAUGGAGAGUGUUGAUUCUGAAUAUUACAAUUCUCUUCUAUGGAUUAAAGAGAAUGAUCCCAGUGAAUUAGAACUCACUUUCAGUCUCGACGAAGAAAGUUUCGGUCAUACUUCCCAAAGAGACUUAAAGCCAGAUGGUGCUAAUAUUCCUUUGACCGACGAAAAUAAGGAUGAAUAUAUAAGUCUAGUUAUCCAAUGGCGAUUUGUAUCUCGUGUGCAGGAACAAAUGAAUGCCUUUUUGGAAGGGUUCAACGCUCUUAUACCACCAACAUUGGUGAAAAUAUUCGAUGAACAUGAACUGGAAUUAUUAAUGUGUGGUAUACAGCAUAUUGAUGUGAAAGACUGGAAACAAAAUACUUUAUAUAAAGGAGACUAUCAUGCAAAUCACAUUGUUGUGCAGUGGUUCUGGAGAGUCGUUUUGUCAUUUAGCAACGAAAUGCGUUCUAGAUUAUUACAGUUUGUAACUGGCACAUCACGUGUUCCAAUGAAUGGAUUUAAAGAACUUUAUGGCAGCAAUGGACCGCAGUUAUUCACAAUCGAGAGGUGGGGUACACCAGAAAAUUAUCCAAGAGCUCAUACUUGUUUUAAUCGUAUUGACCUUCCUCCGUAUAAAAGUUAUCAACAACUCAGGGAUAAGCUAGUUAAAGCAAUUGAAGGUUCUCAAGGCUUUGCUGGAGUCGACUAGCACGAAAUACCUUUGUUCAUGAUGAUAUCUGUAAUAUAAUGUAUAUAUUACAUAUACCUAUAAAUAGAGGUACACACAAAAAAAAGUAUAUUAUCUUAAUACGAUUAUCUAUUUAAAGAAUUCUCUGCACUUUAAUGAUUUUGUUGUCUCCUCAGUAUGAGUGGCAACAGUAAAUAUAUUGAAAAUAAUACGUUUAAAAAGUUAAAUUUAAAAGUUGCUUAGUUUUUCUAUAACUUUCGAUAAGUCUUUUAGCAUAUACUACGCUUUUGAAAACACUUGUUAUAAUGAAAAAUGUUUACAUAAUCUGAUGUAGACUGUUAAACUUGCAGUCAGACAUUAAUUAAUCCACUCUUAAAGACAUGCCAUAUUUUUACUAUUGCAACUAUGGGAUUUUCUGGGAGAAGUGAUUUGGCUGCUGUAACAAUGUGAUAUUAUGAUAUUGAUUUAAUAAUUGAUUCUUUUUUUGUUAAUAUUAGAAUGUUAUUGAUAAAAAGCAAUUUGUGCAAAUGGCUGUAUAUGAUAAAAUUAUGACAAAUUGUUUCAAAAUGACAUUGUACUAAUGUGCAAAUAAAAUAAAAACACUCAAUGUCAUUCUGCGUCAUUUUGCAACUCAAAAAGUUUCUUUAUAUAGAUAUACUUUUCUUUUUCCACUUUCAAAUCACAAGAUAUUAAUAUAAUGAUACUUUAUUGUUAAUAAAACUUAUUGAAAUUUUCAAUUGUAUAAAUACCAAAUUUUGGCAAAAAGAAUUACUUAACUUUUUCUUUAGUUAAAAAAUUUACUCUCUAAUUUUAUAAUGCAUACUCGAAAUAGACUGUUGUUUUGUGAAAAAGUACAUUGUUUUUUCUAAUGAAUCAAACUUUCCUAGUAUUGUAAAUAUGGAUUAUAUAUGUCAUAAUUUUAAUUAUAUUUUUAUGGCACACCAAACUAUGCUUCUCUUUUUCAACUUUAAUAGCAUGCAAACUUUUAAUUCCUCUUUUCCACUGUUGAUUACAUAAAGCUGUUUAUGUCUUUUGUUGAAGAAUAAAGAUAAAUAAACAGCUUGUCACAUAUUUUACAUGCAUACCUGCAUAUAUAUGUGUAUAAACUAAUUUAUAUUCUUUUGCUUUUAUAUAUAUGUUGUUCCUUUUAUAAUACCUUUUGAUUAUCAAAUCAUAAAAAUAGCAUUACAUAGAAAUUGUAUUGUUAAAAAACGUAUAAUGUACUCCUAUGAUGUACAGAAGAAUAUAAACAGUUUUAUAAACAGUUAAUAUAAUGUUAGAAGAAAAGGCAAGAAAUAAUAGACACCAAAGCUAAUAAAAUAACAUUUUUAUUUCUAAAUUUUUAUUUCGUUUUGUGCUAAUUGUAAGCAAUACGAAAUGAAAUUAUGCAGUUUAGAGUAAGUUAUCGAAGGAAAAUUUAUAUUUUAUCUCAUUAACAUACUAAAUAAGAUAUACAGAAUUUUAACACUAAUAAAUUAAUUUUUAAAAAGACUAUAUUGACCAACUAACAAAAUUUAAUUAAUUGGUUACAGGUUAUAUUAUUAAUUUUACCUUGCUUGUUCUUCUGAUUGUAAGUUAUUAAUGACUUAAGGAUAUAUGUUGUACUCAGGAAGUAUAUUUUGUGCGUAGGGUAUAUUAGAAGGAAAUUGAUCACAUUGUUUUCCAGAAGUCGAAAUUGUUAUGUAUAUUCUGUUAAUAUUCUGGUGCAACACAAAACUCAAUAGUCUCGAAAAUAAUUUAAGUAUUGAAACUUCUUGUUAAUAAUCAAAGAUGACGAAAUCAGAUACGAAUGCCUAUCUUGUAUAUUGUAACAUUUAUUCGAAUUAACAUACAUUCUGAAGGAUAUGGAGUUAAUAUAACAUUCCAUCCUGUUUGUACAGCUUAUUUUAUUGUAAACUGGUACGUCCCGUUAGAUAAUAAAUAAUAUUGUCAUGACAGA
Molecule: messenger RNA, 4707 nt
Organism: Vollenhovia emeryi
Lineage: Eukaryota; Metazoa; Arthropoda; Insecta; Hymenoptera; Formicidae
Gene: Nedd4
Product: E3 ubiquitin-protein ligase Nedd-4
Exons: 16
Coding region: 174-2789 (871 amino acids)
Biological process (GO): regulation of dendrite morphogenesis; ubiquitin-dependent protein catabolic process
Molecular function (GO): protein binding; ubiquitin protein ligase activity; sodium channel inhibitor activity
Source: RefSeq, a predicted model, not a curated record